AGCCCGUAGUAGCGUCUUGGUUGGUCUGUAAGCUUUUUUGAGAUAGUUGGUAGCGUCUAAAAGGUGCGACGCUUUACCCCAGAAUCAGACUUUCUGGGUUCUAGGGGGGUGGGGGGAGAAACAUCCGGCAACCCUGGGCCACGCUUUCACGGGACAGGAAUCUUCUCGCUGUGGGUGGCGGCGGCGAACCUCACAUUGGGAGUUCCUGGUGCCCCGCUGCCAGCCUCACCCGUUUCCGUUAAUCCUGGUCCCUAGAGGCAUUUGAGCAGCCCUCACCCAGGGUUUUCCCAGAGGCCUGGCGGGCGAAGUCAGCUGUUCCAGGUCCCGGAGAGAUGGAUCCUAGCGUCCAGGAGCCCACAUUCUUGGGAUGGGUAGGGUGGGAGACAGGUGCAGAGAGAAUCUCAGUACAGCGUGAUGCCUUCAAUAUCCAAGGGAGCAACCAGCUUGGGGAGCACUCUUUCUGCCAGAUGUCCAGGGUGCUGCAGAAGGACGCGGAGCAGGAGUCACAGAUGAGAGCGGAGAUCCAGGACAUGAAGCAGGAGCUCUCCACGGUCAAUAUGAUGGACGAGUUUGCCAGAUACGCCAGGCUGGAAAGAAAGAUCAACAAGAUGACGGAUAAGCUCAAAACCCACGUGAAAGCUCGGACAGCUCAAUUAGCCAAGAUAAAAUGGGUGAUAAGUGUCGCUUUCUACGUAUUGCAGGUGUCUUUCCAGGCUGCGCUGAUGAUCUCACUCAUUUGGAAGUAUUAUUCUGUCCCUGUGGCUGUUGUGCCGAGUAAAUGGAUAACCCCUCUAGACCGCCUGGUAGCCUUUCCUACUAGAGUAGCAGGUGGUGUUGGAAUUACCUGUUGGAUUUUAGUCUGUAACAAAGUUGUGGCUAUUGUGCUUCAUCCAUUCAGCUGAAUAGGAAGAUGGAUACAGCUAUGAAACUUUUAAAAAUGGAUUUUCUCUUAUUAGGUUAAAAAUCUGAUUUACACUGUUUUGUUUUUUAAGAAACAAAUGUGCACAGUUUCGAUUUUUUUUUGUUGUUGAAUAUGUUUGUUCUUGGACUUUAUGAGAGAUUCUUGUAAGAAUCAUGAUUUUCUACACCUGUCAUUGAGUGAAGAAAGUCCAGUUUAUGACAUGUGUGUACAGUGAACACCGUCCUAGAUCUGUACGAAAUGUGAAAUGUUUAGGGACAUCUCCGUGCCGUCACUUGUGAUUUGCCCUCUUGUGUAUUUUGGUCAUAUUGCCAGCUGGAAAGUCAAAAUUUUCUAACAACUUUAAGUUCUUUGAAGACUUAGUGCUGUUUUUAAUCCAGUUUAGAAAGUAACUUAAUUUUAAUACCACUACUAAGAAUUCAAAAAGUUCUCCUUUAAUCACAUUCAAUACAACUAAAAGAACAACACUAAUUGGCAUUACUGGGGCUUUUUCUUCCUUGGUUUAAAAUGUCAUUUGUUGAGGAAGCAUUGUGUAGUAUUAUCUACUUACUUGAGGCUGUUAAUUUUUCAUUACAGUGUUUUAUAAAUGUAUCCACAAGACCAUAAUGCAUUGUUUUGUGCUCAAAUUGUGUUUUGUAUUUAAGGCAUUUUGAAUGAAGUGUAUUUUAUAAGCAUUUAAUAUUUAUGCUCUUUAGAAUGGAACACAGAAAACAAACCUUAUAAGGCCUGAUUAAAUUAAUCGGAACCAAUAACCUGUGUGGCCCACAAAAUCUAAUUCUGCUAAAUGUUUCUUCAAACACUUUUUUCUAAUUAAAAUCUUUGCAAGUGCUUGUGUAACUUCCUGCCUUACAGCUGCCUGUUUGCUGUGAGCCACCCGCAACUGACAAGUGGCUGUUAAGUGAGUAACCCUAUCACAGUAAAGCUGAAUUCUUCCACUGGUU
This is a messenger RNA of Cercocebus atys (sooty mangabey), 1860 nucleotides long. It is a transcript of the gene GET1, whose product is annotated as tryptophan rich basic protein. The coding region runs from base 333 to 902 and encodes 189 amino acids. The record is from RefSeq and is a predicted model, not a curated record. The transcript has 5 exons. Gene Ontology annotation, biological process: tail-anchored membrane protein insertion into ER membrane. Lineage: Eukaryota; Metazoa; Chordata; Mammalia; Primates; Cercopithecidae.